UUUUACGAUUUAAAUGCGCGGUCGUUUGUCGACGACCUCUUUAAAAUUUGUUCUUCAUUUUGGUUAGUUCAAUUUGAUGAUUCAGCGAACUAAACCAAGCAAUAAAAAUGGUAAGUUAAUCCAUCCUGUUUCAAUCUAUAGCUAUCAAACAUUAUUAAUACGUUGUCUUUUAUUUAUGACCAGCUUUGUCCGGCUUUAACACCAUAUAACGUUAGAAAAUACGACUCUAACAUCGCAUAUAAUAUAUAUUUUAUAACCCUCUAGCACCUUUGAAAUGGCAAAUUAUGUGAAUCGUACAUUGUUCGGCAGUCAUAAUAACGUAUAUUUCUUUUAUUUUUAUAUAGGUGAACUUUACAGUGGACCAGGUUAGAAUAUUUUGUGUAUUUUAUACUUAUAUUAAAGUGUUUUUCAUUGAAAAUUAGAAAUUUCAAAUGACCGAAGGCUCUUACGUGGUUGUGGUGCAAUCAGUGCAUAAUAAAUUUAUAUUUGCGUCAUGUGAACGUUGUAGUACUUAAAUAAUACCAGUAUAUAUUAUUUAGGUCAUAUAAUUAUACCAAGCCAUUUUAUAUACAUUUGUAACAUAUAAACAGUAGUUUGUGAAAAAUUGGCUUCGUUUCAAACCGUGAAAUUGCGUGAAUGUGCUUUUCUAAACAAUACGGUUGUGUGCCAGUUCGUGUCUGAACUAUUGAGAUUCAACACACUUUAAAAUUUUGAACGAGGAGCCCUUCGUCGCAAGUGUGGUUAGCAAAUGGCCUUCUGACUGAGGAUAGUGACUCAAAAACGAAGCCAUUGAAGCUUUAACCCAUUAAGAGCCAGCGCUUUCAUCUUUACGACUGGUCUAAGACAGUAGGACUGUUCGGUAUACCGAUAUACCGAAAAUAUCGGUAUUAAAUCAAUAUCGGUAUAUCGAUAUCGGAUAUUGAACCAUACCGAUAUACCGAAAUUUCCGAUAUACUGGAAUUUUUCGGUAUACCGUGUUAAAUUUACCAACUAUAUGGCGAAACCAUAAUCUUUAUUUUACUACUGAAUGACAAUUCGAAGAACUUUCUACUGCAAUAAUGAUUUAGAAUUUACACUUCAGUGAGAUUUUACACUGAGUACGUGUCGUUCGAAACAGCUUCAAAAUUAUUGUUUUCUCUUUUAGAAUUACUCAAAAAUUUCCUUCAAUUUUCCAUUAAAGAAUUUUCCUUUAUAAUUAUCAAAGAAAAACCGGUAUACCGAUAAUAUCGGUAUAAUUUUUUCGGUAUACCGAUACCGGAAAUUUCUCAUACCGAACAUUCCUAUAAGGCAGAGUGAAAUGCACAAUGCGACUCGAUGGGUUAACUAUACAUAUGGGCCAGUUAACCUAUUUAGCACCAGUGAUCUCCCCUUGACGACUAAAAUCAUCUGGCAUAAUAAAGUAGGGCGCAUCAGGGUGCAAUGCUACUCAAUGGGUUAAUAUUGUAGAUAAUUUCAAAUUUUCCGAUAUGUGUGUCGAUAUUUCUGUAUACGGCAACACCCUAAGAACAUGUUUGUAAGGCAAAAAAAAAAUAUCUGGGCUUCCCUACCCUACCUAGCUUUUGGUUACUGAAAUUACUCCAAUUAGCUCCAAUUUACUCCGUGCAGGAGGUAUGGAUGUUAUUUGGAUUGACCCAAUCAUAUUUUUAUCCUUAGAUCCGUGGGAUCAUGGACAAGAAGGCGAACAUCAGGAACAUGUCGGUUAUUGCCCAUGUUGAUCAUGGCAAAUCAACCCUGACUGAUUCCCUUGUCAGUAAAGCUGGUAUCAUUGCUUCGCAAAAGGCUGGCGAGGCUCGUUUUACUGAUACACGAAAAGACGAACAAGAACGAUGUAUCACAAUUAAGUCCACGUAAGUAUGUUGAUGUAUUCUCAGAUUAUCCCCCCAAGAUGAAUAACUGAAAAUAUUAAACUUGUUGCGGUCGAAUGAAUAACUGCAAAUAUUAAUUAAACUUGUUGCGGUCGUUGACCAGUUCGUAGUCACUUGAGGGAGCCACAGCAACAAGGCACUAGUCUGUCGUUUUGCUUGACAAUUUCAUAGGAUGAGCCGAUAAUCGGAAAUUAAUUGGUACAAGGGUACAUUGACGUACAGGGUUCAUAAAAAUUGAUCAAAAUCACGAAUCAAAAGUCUCUCAAAUUGAUAAAAAUAUACAAUAAUAAAUUCAGUUCUUUGCAAAAGCGAUGAAGGAUCAUAUAUUUUAAAGAUGUUGUUGUUAGAUUGUACCUAAAAAAACGAUUAUAAUUCCACCCAAAAUUCUAUUUGCGAGUUUGCGAUGUAUAUAAACUAUUUGAAAAUUGCAGUGCUUUCACAUUUUAAAUUAACUUCCAAUUAGUGUGAAAAUUCCUUAAAAUAAAAAAAUCGAUUCAAGGACCAUUUUUUGAGAAUUAAUUCGAACCCUGCACUUUCUCUCAGAUUUUAAAAACUUUUCCUUAUAAAGGCACAUUGUAUGAUGUUGUGUUUCUUUUUAUAUUCAGGGCUAUUUCUUUGUACUAUGAACUGGAUGAGAAAGAUAUGGAAUACAUUGAACAGGAAAAAGACGGCAAUGGUUUCUUGAUCAACUUGAUUGACUCACCCGGUCAUGUUGAUUUCUCGUCAGAGGUUACUGCUGCUCUUCGUGUUACAGAUGGUGCUUUAGUUGUUGUCGAUUGUGUUAGUGGUAAGUGCCAAUGAACUUGGCUUCAGAGGUUAGGGAGCCAUAGAGCGACAUUAUUGCCAUAGCCUUAGCUGCUAACUCCAAGUUCAAAAUAUUUUGCUCACCUCUCAUUCAAUGGGUAGUUCCAAAAAUGACCCACCCUGCCCCCGGAGGAAAUUUCUGCUGUCUGGAGGGGAAGGGACAAAAUAUUUGUUUCUGAUGAUAGUAAGUGUAUGAGGAUGUUUGAGAGGGGGGGGUUAACUUCAAAAUAGUCCAAGUACAUGAUAGUUGACAUUAAUUUGAACAAAUGUCUAGCUUCUUUAGUUCAAGAGUUAGUAUAUUCUACCUAUUCAUUGGACAAUUUCUGUUUUAGGUGUGUGUGUGCAGACGGAGACAGUGUUACGUCAGGCCAUUGCUGAGAGGAUCAGGCCAGUUCUUUUCAUGAACAAAAUGGACCGUGCCUUGUUGGAGUUGCAAUUAGAACAGGAAGAUCUAUACCAGACCUUCCAGCGUAUUGUUGAGAGUGUGAAUGUAAUCAUUGCUACGUACAGUACUGAAGAUGGACCUAUGGGAGAUAUCCAGGUACAUAGAUUUGAAGAAAUUUAAAAAUUUCCUUUGAAUUUCAAGUUGGUCAAGGUUCAGAAAAUGGCCAGAUGGUUUGACACAACAGAUGUGGCUUCAGGUUAUAUGCAGGGUUUGCAAUAAUGAUUCGUGAAUCACAAAUCAAUUUUCAGUUUUCACAAAAUACGAUAAAAAAAUACAAUAAAAAUACAAAUAAAAAAUACGAUAUUUUUACGUGUGAAAAUACCAUUUGUUGUAAAACGCAUUGCCACAGACGUUUUAUUGUUUUUCUCUGAAUUUUGUAAUAAUAAACAUUUUUGUAAUAAUAAACAGAAAAAUACAUGGGUGCUUGGAAAUACCAGAUUUUCCGCGCACCCAUGUACUAUUCUAUAUAUAUAUAUAUAUAUAUAUAUAUAUUGUUGUCUUUUCUACUUAAAAUUAAUUAAGUCGCAACUCUAAUAUAUAUAUAUAUAUAUUUGAAAAUUGCAGUGCUUCCACUUUUUAGCUUCCAAUUAAUGAAAAUUCUUUGAAAAUUCCUUAAAAUUUCUCUAUAGUCUGUAUCGUAAAUAUAGAGCAAGUAGUAUGGUUUUUCUCAUCUCCAAUGCCACGAUUCCUUGAUCGGAUGAAACAGGCUGUAGUGACAUUUCAACUUUGAAGUUAGCAAAGUAUAAAGUGUACAUACUCUUGAUAUGUCUUUUUAAUUUCAAGGUUGAUCCUACGAAAGGUACUGUUGGUUUUGGAUCGGGGCUUCAUGGCUGGGCUUUCACCAUGAAACAGUUUGCUGAAUUCUACGCUACAAAGUUCAAGAUCACGCCAGCGAAGUUGAUGAAGCGCUUGUGGGGAGAUCAGUUCUACAAUGCCAAAGAAAAGAAGUGGGCCAAAACAUUCUCUGAAGGUUAUGUCCGAGGAUUCAACCAAUUCAUCUUGGAUCCAAUUUUCAAGGUUUUUAACUACACUUUAUUCUAGUGGUUCAAGAUUUGCAGUGACCUAAUGGGAAACCUAUCACAUUUAGUUUUGAAAUUGUGGGAACUAAAUAAUAUAAAGGACUGAAAGCAGAUUUCACAUAGCAGUUUGGAUACAAGAAUUAAGAAAUGCAAAAUUGAUUCUGGCCUUCCGGGAAAAAAUUCUAAUCUCAAACCCUGGUGGCAGACACUUUAUUUUAUAUAUUAGCUUUGCAUAAUAGUAUGUGUCACAAGAUAACACUUAUUGAAAUAAAUUGAAUUAAAUUGUAUGCAAAAAUUAAAUGCAAAACAAAGCUUUGGCAAUUACUGUGAGGCUAAGAAUAAGAUCUCUUGUGUUUCUGGACAACUGCAAGACAACCACAAUCUACUGUAUUGGUAUUUAAUCAAUUUAAGUAAGUUAUGACAAGAUAAUGAAUAGUUAGGAACAGAAUUGCAUUUUCGGCUGGAAUGAUCAGUACAUGCAUGCAUGUGACCUAUAAUUUUUCUCAAAGGUUUUUGAUGCUAUCAUGAAUUUCAAGAAGGAGGAGACAGCUAAACUUUUGGACAAAUUGAAUGUCAAACUUACUGGAACAGAUAAGGUGAAUUUGGAAAAAUUUUCAACAGAAAUAUUUAGUUGUUGACUUUACCUACGGACAAUAUUCCUAUGACUGCUUUCUGUUACAAUUACUGACAAGCUUCACAGUCUCCCUGAUUGUACUUAUACCAGGGAGAAAUUAGGUAGAUAGAUAGAAAAACUUUAUUUAAACACUCUAACCCUGUCAACCAGAGUCUUAGCCAGAAUUUGCAACUUGGGUGUCCAAAUUUGAAAUUUCAUUUAUGACACCCAUAUUUUGCCAUAUGGAACCAUGGCACCACUUCAUGCACCAGUAAUUCAAUGUGAAUAUUUUCGAAUGCUGGGAGUAAUCAGUGACCGCACUUGAGAAUCGCUCAAAAAACAAAUAAUAUAUUCAAUUAUUCAUUUAUUAUGUGACUACUCACUACACUGACUACAGUAGUACAAUUUAAGUAAAUUUGCCAAUAUAUUAAUCUUAUGAUUGAUAUUAUGUUGUCACUUUCAUGCUAUAAAUACAGUACUUGUAGCUUUGAUAAGCUAUAGUGUGAGUGAAGAACACAACAAAAAAAAACAAAAAGCAACUAAUUAUCUUAUAUAGUUAUAUUCUACGGUUUUUGGCAGCUAGGCCUAGGAAUCUUUGGUUUGGCAGAUUUGGCAGCUUGCAAAGUAAGCAAUGUUUAUGUUUACCGUCCAAAAGCCGUCUUUUUUAGAAGGCCGUCCAAAUUUGAAAAUGGCCGUCCAAAAGACGGCUGGACGGUAGGCUGGCUAAGACCCUGCUGUCAACUGAAGCUGAUUUCCACAAGGGGCGUGCGAAAAAGUAUACAGAAAAUAUUUUUAAAACUACUGUAUUUACAAACAUUUUUAGUUUUAACUGACUUGAUAAUGACAUUCUGUUAACGUCAAAACGUCAUCUAAAAACUUUUUUAUCAUGUAUAUAAAUAAGUACAUUUUAUCGCAGAACUUCAUAGUAAAAUGUCUUAAGAAACCAUUACUAAUUUACAAAAUUGUAUAAGAUAUAUAGUAUUAUAUGAACUUACAAAAUUAACUAAAGUAAUAAUCUAUAUACAGGUAUAUUAAUUAACAUCUAUAUUUUCAGUUAGCUAUCAAUUUAUAAGCUGCGAACAAGAUACAAUUUGGUUCACAGUUGUAAGAUCUAGUAAGGAAUAACAAAUUAACAUGAUGGCUUUUUGGACUGCUGAAAAAAGUCAACAGCUGAAAAAAGAUAGUUCCACUUGAUUAAGAUCAAAUGCCAACCUUGUUUUCAAGGGCUGUAAGUUGACCCUGUUUUUCAAAUACAGGAAGAAGAAGGCAAGAAAUUACUGAAAGCUGUGAUGAGAACAUGGCUCCAAGCUGGUGAUGCUCUGCUUCAGAUGAUAACCAUUCAUUUGCCAUCGCCUGUUACCGCUCAGAAGUACCGUAUGGAAAUGUUGUAUGAAGGACCUCAAGAUGACCCUGUUGCUUUGGGUAUCAAGAACUGUGAUCCUAAGGUAGGUAUCUUUUAAAAUGGUUGUUGUGGAAUUGAAAUAAACAACUAAAUUGAAAAAUAAUGUUGAUAUUUUUUCUGCUCUAAAAAGUAGUAGCUAAAUCUUAAACCUGAUUUUUGCCAAACUACACAAACACAAUCCUACUUUCCAUGUUAUUCAAUAUUCAGGAAAUUUCAUGACUGUUGACACAUAAUUGAUAGAUGAAACUUCAUACAAAAACAACUACCGACUACUCAGAACUUUAAAGUUUUUGCACACCAUGAAAAAUUUUAUGUGAAUGCUGUUCUGUUGGUAUAUCAAUAUUUUUGGUAUAUCUAUAUUACGAAAAACCAAAUACCGAAUAACCAAUAAUAUUUAGAAAAAGAUAUUUAAUAUUUAUCAAUAUAUUGCAACAGCCUAUUUUAGGAAUAUCUCAAAAGGGGUUAUGUAUGGUAUUAAUUAUGUUUCUUUCAUCAGGGACCAUUGUGUAUGUAUGUUUCAAAAAUGGUGCCAACCAACGACAAAGGUCGUUUCUAUGCUUUUGGACGUGUCUUCUCUGGUAUUGUGGGAACUGGACAGAAAGUUAGAAUUAUGGGACCCAACUACGUCCCAGGCAAGAAGGAAGAUCUGUAUAACAAACCUAUUCAGAGGUAAGAUUUUCUCAUGCUUUUGUUGUUUAUUUCUUAAAAUUUUCUGAGCUAAAUUUCACUAAAUUUGCUUAAUAAUUUAGAAAACCUAUUAGGGUUUUCACUUCCGCUAGCGAGUAUCGGGGGUAGUGGUUCAAGUGGAGGUGGGAUUUUGGUGGAAAUUGUGGGGGAGGUGGAAAUUUUAGGGGAGGUGCAGUUUCACUCACGACCUCCAUGGAAAGUAGGGCUAUGGGCCAAAGUCGAUGAUGUGACGUAUGCACAUAGUGUACAUAUUAAUCUCACUAUGUGUCUAGUUGGACUUCGGUGGGGCAAUUGUCACAGCAAGCGCCUUUCACCUCUGAGUUCGUGGGUUCGAUUCUCGCUAAGGACUCAUGUGAAAAGAGUCAGUCAACGCUCUGCUGAAAGUCGUGUGUUUUCUCCGGGUGUUCCGGUUUCCUCCCGCAGGGAAAGUGUACAGGGUGGGUUAGGAUAAGCACAGUUAAGAAAGUGAUAUCACAAUUGUUGUAAAGAUAAAAUAGUCUAGGCUAAGUAUGUGAUUAGGUAAGUGUAAUACUUGAUGUAAAGCGCAUUUGAUCAUAUCAUGCACAUGUUAAUGUGCGCUAUAGAAAUGCUAAUCGUAAUCGUAGUUGAGGCACUCUGUCUAAUGCCAGACAAUUUUACUACUAAUAAUAAAUGAAUCAAUCAACCGAGAGCAGCUCUUAAAAGCAGCAUGUUUACAGGACUAUCUUGAUGAUGGGUCGUUACAUUGAGCCAAUUGAAGAUGUUCCUUGUGGUAACAUUGUCGGUCUUGUCGGUGUUGAUCAGUACCUUGUGAAAACUGGAACAAUCACAACGUAUGCGGAUGCUCAUAACUUGAAGGUACGUUAUAAGAUCUUCAGGGAUUACACACAGAGACUUGAAUUAUUGUAAGAUUAAAAUCUCAGUGAAGAAAUUAAAUGCUCUAAUCAAAAUUACAAACUACAAACAAAUUUAGAUAAACACAUUAUAUUGAAAUUCUAAUCUUAAUUUAUACAGUAUGUAUGCAUUUGCAAUUCAGAUCUACACUGUAGCAUAUUAAGCAUUUGAUAUCAACUUAUCUACAGUAUGUAUGUAUAAUGUAUUAGGUCAUGAAAUUCAGUGUAUCGCCUGUCGUGCGUAUUGCUGUUGAACCCAAAAACCCAGCUGACUUGCCAAAACUGGUUGAAGGUCUGAAAAGAUUGGCUAAAUCUGAUCCUAUGGUACAGGUAUGUACACAGAACUCAAUCUUCCUUGAGGCCUCCGGUUAAGUGAAAAUGAUCCCAGAACAUAAAAGAAUGUUUCUAAAUAUUAUGCCACCUUAAUUACA
Messenger RNA from Paramuricea clavata, 8138 nucleotides. The record is from the annotation of a GenBank genome assembly. NCBI's taxonomy places the organism in Eukaryota, Metazoa, Cnidaria, Anthozoa, Malacalcyonacea, Plexauridae.